Messenger RNA from Athalia rosae (coleseed sawfly), 7834 nucleotides. RefSeq names its product dedicator of cytokinesis protein 9 (gene Ziz). Bases 143 to 6544 code for a protein of 2133 amino acids. The transcript is spliced from 30 exons. The record is from RefSeq and is a predicted model, not a curated record. Gene Ontology annotation, biological process: small GTPase-mediated signal transduction; positive regulation of GTPase activity. Lineage: Eukaryota; Metazoa; Arthropoda; Insecta; Hymenoptera; Athaliidae. Gene Ontology annotation, molecular function: guanyl-nucleotide exchange factor activity.
GCCGACCAUGGACCUGAAUAGACCUGGAAUAAUGAUCAUAUUUGUCGGUUCUCUGGUGCGACAUAACAUAAUAACUUCAAUCACUUAGCGUUGGGUUACGCUGGAAGCAAUUACGCCACAUACAAACGAGGAAGAAGUUUCAAUGACAUCAGUGAAAAUGAGUGAGAGGAAGUUCACAAGAGGCUUGGGGAAGCCUGGAAUGGCUGCACAACUCAGGGAAACAGUUUCGCAGGUCGUCAGAGAGAGCACUGUACAGAAUAAACCGCACCUUGUGGACCCCAUAGACUUUGAAAGUUUUGUACUAAAGAAUAAAACGCUGCUACAAAAUGACCCACAGCGAGAACUGCUUUUAUACCCUCAAGAUGAUGUUUCGCAAGUUGUCUUGCCCAGACGAUACAGAACCGUUAUUUCCACGGUGCAGCAUAAUUCUGAAAAUACAGAGAGUACAGAAGGGUGCAGCCUUCUUACCAAAGAAUGUCUCAGAAGUUAUGCUUCUAAUUGGAACCUAGUACAUUACAAAUAUACAGCUUAUAGCGGAAGUUACUUGGAGUUGCCUAAAAUUUCAAAGGCAGACGAUUUGAGAGAUGAAGUAUAUGAAAUUGACACCGAAGUUGAUCAAGUAGAUGAGGAUUUGACAAAAAGUGAUGGAAUAACAAAACAGGGAUAUUUGAUGAAGGGUCCUGAAAUUGGUAGCGAUCGCAUGUUUGUACACAUUGGAUCUAAAUCAUUUAAACGUCGCUACUGUCACCUGAGGCAGGAAGUUGAUGGCACAUAUAUUCUCGAGUUAUUUAAAGAUGAGAAAAAAGGAGAGGCCAAGUUGACUAUAGUGAUGGACUUUUGCUCAGAAGUUACGCGAAAUACGAAACGCGGUAGAUAUUGCUUUGAAUUAAGAAUGACAGGAACGCACAAAUCGUAUAGUUUGGCUGCAGAUAAUGAAACAGAAUUACAAGAUUGGUUGCUGAAAAUUAGCUCUGUACUGCAGCAUUAUAAACAGCAGGAAGAAAAGAGAGCAGCUUCCCUAGAAAGAGCUUGCAAUACACCACCUCCAUCACCCCAGCCUAUGCAAGUUUAUGGGACUUUAAAAGGUCUCGAACAGAGUAUGAAUCCCCAGUUAAUACGAUAUUCCAGAGAAACGGAAACGAGCAUUGCGUUAUCAAGGCGCGAAAAUAGGAGGCGAUUAUUUAGUAUAUAUCCACAUAUACCACACAUUAAAAGCCCGACUGGUGGUCCGCCAGAUAGCGGUGUGGACCCUUACAAGGAACAGUUUGGUCAUAGAUUAUUGAUAAGAUGUGAAAGUCUGAAAUUUCGUUUACAAGCUCCUAUAGAUGAAAAGGAUUCACUGUGCCAGGUCGAGCCCUAUCAGACUACACUUUGUUUAUUCGACGUGAGGAAUGGCAGAAAACUCACAGAAAACUUUCAUUUUGAUAUCAAUCACGAAGUUGUUAGAGAUAUUGCUAAAGAAUUAAGUCCUGUAAGUAUCAUGUCUGAGAACGAAGAGGAUAUAGCUUUGCCAGAUGAUCUUAAAAGCCUACCAAAAGAGUGGCUAAUGUAUCCUAAACAAGCCAUAUUCAGCGUCAGUAAUCCACAUCCAGACAUAUUUUUGGUUGUAAGAAUAGAUAAGAUAUUGCAAGGUGGUAUUUGUCAAACGUCAGAGCCUUACAUCAGAGCCACAAAAGAUCCGCGACUUGGGUUAAAAAUUCAUAAACAAGUCAAAGCCUCUUGUCAAAGACUUGGCAAUUACACAAUGCCAUUUGCUUGGGCUGCAAGACCAUUGUUCAGAUUAUACAGCAAUGAAUUAGAUACGUCUUCAGAUUUCCCAGCGAUAUACAGACAGGAAGGAAGUAAAGUAAAAGAUGAUGAAUUGUUGAAACUUCUAUCAGAGUAUAGAAAGCCAGAAAAGCUUAGUAAAUUAACAGUGAUCCCGGGAUGGUUGAAGCUGAAAAUAGAGCCAGUAACUGAUAUUCCAGAGAACACGUUAACAACAUCUCUUGUACCAUUGAAACCAUUUGCUAUGCCACCUGUGGCAGAACCAACAUUAGAAAUUGCUGAAUUUGAAGGCUUAUCGGAAAGGGAAGUUCACCCUUAUACUACAUUUGUGAAUCACCUAUACGUCUAUCCACAAACACUGUGUUUUGAUACUCAGAAGAUAUUCACCAGGGCGAGAAACAUUGCCUGUAUUGUCGAGCUUAGAGAUAGUGACAACGAAGAUGCUCAGCCUAUUAGAUGUAUUUACGGAAAACCCGGAACAUCUGUAUUACGUUUAAGAGCGUCUUGCCCAGUAAUACAUCACAGCGCAGUUCCUUCUUGGUAUGAAGAAAUAAAAAUGAGGCUACCAACUAAAUUAUCCUCCAAGCAUCAUCUGCUUUUCUCUUUUUAUCAUAUCAGUUGCGAUAUGAAUAAAAAAAAAGAAAACGGAGUAGAAAACUGUGUUGGGUAUUCAUGGACUCCGUUGCUGCACAAGGGACGGCUAAACGUGGAUGUCCAAGUGUUACCUGUAGCUACGCAUUUACCAGCCGGUUACCUCUCCAUCCAACCCCUAGGCCUAGGGAAAGGGGUAAGAAACGCCGGGCCAGAUAUAACAUGGAUUGAUUCUCAACGGCCAAUAUUUACUGUUGGCUGUCAACUGGUGUCAACAGUAUUUGCUAGAGAUCAGCAUUUGCACAAUUUAUUUAGUCAUGCCGAGAGAUUAUUAGACACAAAGCCAUCGGCCAUGCCUUCGGAGUCUGAAACUUGUAAAAUAUUAAAAGCUGCUCAUGCCAUUCAGAUGGUAACAGCCAUCACUUUUCUACCAACGAUAUUAAAUCAGCUUUUUACACUGCUUAUUUUCACAACAAAUGAGGAUGUCGGCUCGUACAUUAUUAGGGUAUUAAUUCAUAUUAUAAAUAUGGUUCACGAAGCUGGAAGAAAAGAAACUCUACAAGCAUAUGUAAAGUUUGUCUUCGUAUCACCAUCCAAAGGCGCUGGAAGUACGACAGUACACGAAGAGUUGGGAAAACAUCUUCCCACUUUGUUGCAACCGAGCAAUACAGAUUUUUUAGUAGUUAAUAAAUUCAUGCAUCAUUCCAGUUUUUUCUUUGAUAUUAUGGUUAAAAGUAUGGCUCAACAUUUGCUAACAACAGGCAGAAUAAAGAUGCACAGGAACGAAAGAUUUUCCAAAGAGUAUCACGAGAAAAUUGAAAAACUCUUGGAGGUAAUUACGCCAUAUCUUAUGAACAGAUACAAAGAAAUGCCAGUUGAAACUCAUGAGCUUAAUAAAAGUCUUGCACAUUUUCUCAAGAAAUGCCUGACAUUUAUGGACAGGGGUUUUGUGUUCCGGUUGAUCAAUUCUUAUAUGGAUAAUUUUUCACCCGGCGAUCCCCGUGCCUUACAUGAUUUCAAAUUCAUGUUCCUCCAAAUAAUAUGCUCCCAUGAACACUACGUCUCUUUUAAUUUACCAAUGAUGCAGUCGAGAAUAACCGGCAGAGAUACAGAGACAGAGCCUGAUAACGAUGAAUUAAUGAACGAGUACUGCUUGUCUGAAAAUUUUUGUAAGCACCACUUCCUUGUCGGACUACUUCUACAGGAAGUGAAAACUUCAUUAAACGAGAUUGUACAAAUUAGAAAAGUUGCUGUUGCCACGUUGAGGGAUCUGAUGGCUAAACAUGAAUUAGAUGAUCGAUAUCAAAACAAGGGUCAAUUAAGCAGAAUAGCUUCCAUAUACAUACCUUGGUUAGGUAUAGUUCUGGAAAAUUUACAUAGACUACAGUCAGUCCAUGAUACCAUAACUAAAAUCGAUGGCAAGCCAAACACUCCGAACAGAAUAUCUACAAGCAGCUCUUUUCUGAUAAAUAAAGAUGCUAAUAGCAACAACACAAUGGUUACUGGCACACCAAAAUCAAUGCAUAGGUUUACAUUAAAUUUGGAUACACAAUCUCCUAUUAGAGCCUCAAUGCAUCUCAGAGACUCAACGUACUUUGCUGCGAUCGCUGGACAGGGAUUAGUCAAUGGAAAUUCUUGUACUAGUAUAGAAUCUGAGGCGUCGACAAUGUCUGGGGCAUCGCAGUCUAAUAUUUCUCAAGAAACUGCGAUAAUUCGUGAGCCGAUGGAAAAUGGGACCAAUGAGCACAAAGGCCACUCAAGAUCUUUAAGCGUCACUCAGACUUCAUCUAGAUUUGACAAACUGCAGCCGACUGAGGUUAAAGAUUUACUCCUAUGCUUUCUGUUCGUCGUUAAACAUUUGGGCGAUCAUCAAAUCAUUGCCUGGUGGCAGCAGUGCAGUGAUAACGAAUUACUGAGCUUUUUCACCGUUAUUGAAAUGAGCCUCUAUCACUUUAAAUAUGUCGGGAAACGUCACAUCGCAACUGCAUCUACUAAUAUUACUGGAAAACCGCGAACCGUUAAAGCAAUGACCCUACCUGCCAGGAUGGCUCCGCCAGAUUUUUCAUCAGAAACGCCUGGCACUGGAACAUUGCAAGCCCAUAAUACCGUCGCUAGAGAAAAUUUAGCUGAAAAUGAAAGUGGAAAGUUAUAUCAAGCGUUGCUGGAAGCUAAUAUGGCUACAGAAGUUGGAUUAAUAGCUCUUGAUUGUCUAGGAUUGUACUGCAUUCAUUUCAAGGAUGCUUUGGUCACCGGAGAUGGAUAUAAUCCAGUAAUGCGAAAGAUAUUUGAUAUCUACUUAUCAUUUUUGCAAGUUGGUCAAUCAGAGACACUACUUCGGCACGUUUUUGCAGGAUUCAGAGCAUUCCUGAACAACUAUUCUGUCGCUUUAUUUCAAGGUAAUGCCGUUUUAUGCGGACGUCUGUGUUACGAAUUGCUUCGGUGCUGUAACAGUAAACUUAGUUCUAUCAGGCAAGAAUCAUGUGCUUUGUUAUAUUUGCUUAUGCGGAGCAAUUUUGAAUUCACCAGCAGAAAAGGACUCACCAGAGUACAUUUGCAGGUUAUUAUAUCCGUUUCACAAAUGCUAGGAAAUGUGAUUGGACUGAAUAAUUCAAGGUUUCAAGAAUCGCUAUCCCUUAUCAACAGCUAUGCUUCUUCCGACAAGGCUAUGAAAGGAACCGGCUUUCCAGUUGAAGUCAAAGAUUUGACUAAGAGAAUCAGAACUGUUUUAAUGGCGACUGCACAGAUGAGAGAGCACAAUAAUGAUCCAGAGAUGCUGGUAGACCUACAACAUAGCUUGGCGAAUUCAUACGCAAGUACGCCAGAGUUGAGACAUACUUGGCUUGAAACCAUGGCCAGAAAUCAUGCAAGGGACGAGAAUUUCUCUGAGGCCGCAUGUUGUCAGCUGCAUAUAGCAGCGCUAAUGGCAGAAUAUCUAAAGUUGAAAAAGGUACACACUUGGGGCGCAGAAGCAUUUGACAAGAUAUCUGUGAACAUAUCACGAGAUGAGCGUGGACUUAAGCUUGAUGCUGGUGAGAUUUGCGUACAAGAUAUUCAUUACAAUGAAUAUCUGCUUCUGGAGCAGCUGGAGGCGUGUACUGAAAUGUUGGAAAAAGCUGAGAGAUUUGAAUUGUUAGGCCACUUGUACCGAUUAAUAAUUCCUAUUUAUGAGAGUAAAAGAAACUAUGAAGCUCUGUCAAAUUGUUACACACAUCUGGCUCAAGCAUGUAAUAGAGUUGUCGAGGUCACAAAAAGUGGUAAAAGGCUUUUGGGACGAUUUUAUAGAGUUGCUUUUUUUGGCUCGGCAUAUUUCGAGGAAGAAAGUGGCCAGGAAUACAUAUACAAGGAGCCAAAAGUAACAUCGCUCUCUGAGAUAUCUGAGCGUUUGAAUCGAUUGUAUUCAGAAAAGUUUGGUCCGGAUGUUCUGAAAAUGAUAAUGGAUUCUGUGCCUGUAAAUAUUAGCGAAUUAGAUCCAAAACUAGCAUACAUUCAAGUGACACAUGUCACACCGUAUUUCGAAAAACUGGAACUCGAAACUCGAGUUAGCGAAUUUGAGCAAAACCAUGACGUAUGCUGUUUCAUGUUUGAAACUCCUUUCACCAAAGAAGGCAAACCCCGAGGCAAUCCCGAAGACCAAUGGAAACGUCGAACUAUCCUAACAACACAAUACUCUUUUCCGUACGUUAAAAAACGUAUUGCAGUAACUCAAAAACGAGUUGUAGAACUCAGUCCCAUAGAAGUGGCUUUGGAUGAAAUGCGCCAAAGAGUUGCGGAACUGGCGGAUGUUGCGUUAGUUGCUCCCACCGAUGCUAAAAAACUGCAACUGCGACUUCAGGGUAGCGUGUGCGUUACGGUUAAUGCAGGACCUUUAGCUUAUGCCUCAGUCUUUCUUGAUCCAGCUCUCUCACCUCAGUAUCCGGACGACAAAGUCGAAGACUUGAAGGAUGUCUUCAGAGAAUUCGUCAAGAUCUGUUACACGGCUCUACAGAUUAACAGUAAAUUGAUAACUUCCGAUCAGCACGAAUACCAAGAGGUCUUGCGUGAGAAUUACCAGAAGUUGUGUCAAAACUUGUCAUCUCUGUUGGGUGAGUCUGUCUGGCCUGACGAACAGAUCGGAAGUUUUAAACGCAACAGCGCAGCUCUCUUCAGCGCUAUCAGCGGAGCAAAUAACCAUACGAGUACUGCAUAAGGUUUACAAGGGGAACAGAAUCAGGUGAAGUUAACUUAGCGUUAAUUAUUAGCUGAAUAAUAUGCGUAUAUUAUUAAUCAAAGCAGCGGAUUCCUGAACGGAUAUUUCGCAAUGAUUACUAAUUACUGAUUAUUAAUUAGUUACGCUUCAAAACUUUGAAGCCGUCCUAAGUAUUCGAGCCAGUUUAGCUCUAGUUUGUAAAAUUUUCGUUGUACAAAUUUUAAGUAUUGCAAUUUUUACACGGUAUUAUUAUAAUUGAGCUGGCAAUUAUGAAGAAAAAGUGUAGUAUGAUAAAAUAGUUCUAAUAUUGUGAUUGAAAUUUAGAACAAAAAUUUGAUACACGUUUUAAUACGUCGUAGCCGUUUCGUAUCCCUUGCCAUAACUAAUUAGGGAAAAUAUAUAUUUAAUAAAAAAAAAAGUAUAGAAUCAAUUAUAAUACAUAGCUCAGGAUUAGCAGGAUUUGGGAGACCUCGCAGACCAGACUUGGAGUAUUCAUUACCAAGCAUUUAUACAUAUACAAAUAUACUUAUAUAUUUAAUUUUUCAGAAUUCUAUUUCGUUCAUUAAGGUGAAUUGUAUUAUAUUAAAUGAUAUAGUUUAGUUUUUGUAAUAUUUUAUGUGCCAGUCCUUCCAUAAGGUUGCGCGCAAAGCACAAUUUAUACAAAAUUGAGCAGGGGUAAGCGAUAAUUAGUUUGUUGAUAAGCAGAUUUUCAUUAUAAAUCUCAUUCAGCGUUGCCGAAUAGUCAGGCGAAGUAGACAAAAGAUGAAAUAUGAAAAUUAGUUAUUGUAUAUUUACAACAGACUAAAAAUGUUAUUGUUUCAUUUGACAUAAAUCUUUGUUAUUUAAACAAAUUGUGUACAUAAUUAUAUGUAAAGUAUAGAUCAUAUAUAGAUUUAAAAAAGGGAAUAGCAAACUGAAGGUAAAUGGAGGAAAUGCUGCUUUGUCUCAAAAUACCAAAGGAUCGAUCUGCUUUCGGUCUAUAAUUUAGGUACAAGAUGUAAAAAUGGCUAUUGCCCAGAGAGCCAUGUUGGAUUGGAAAGCGUAAAUGUGAAUUUGGAUUCCAGACUAAAUUAAUUUGAUCUUUCAUUUGGAAAGUUUCAUAGGCAGAAGCCAAAUCCAUCUAUACUCCAAAAAACUAUAUUUAUUCCGUGAAUUAUGCCACGCAAUUCUCAUCGUCUAGCAAAAUGUUGGCUUUGUUCUGUGCCAAUGAAAACCCGUUUCCUGCUAGUCAAUUGUUACCAUGUAUAUCUAAAAUGUUUUAUAAAUACAGGCACCCCUAAUUAUUGAAAA